GGAAGCUGAUCGAUGGGAGGUUCAAGUUCAGUCAUGUAAGGGAAGGAGAGGGCUGGAAAGUUCCAAGUCAUUGAGCAAGUGUGUUCAAAGCUAGAAGUAAAUAUUUCGUCUACUAAAAAGGUGCUUAAGAUAUGGAUCCAGAAGAAGAAAAUCAUGCUUCUGAAGAUGACUUGUCAUCUGAUGAGAAGAAGGGAAGAGGUCCAACUUUUAUGUCUGACAUUAUUCAUGGCAGGAGUAAGGGGGCUAGAAUGGAAGUGACAUAUAACAAAAAGGGGCAACCAAUUGGUCUUGGAGGGAAGAGGCUAGCUACUUUUAUUGGGGUAAUGGCUCGAACUACUAUCCCAAUCACAUAUGAGACUUGGCCAGCUGUGAAGAAAUCACUUAAAGAAAUGAUAUGGAGUAUGGUUCAGAAAUCAUUCAUUGUGGAUCCAAGAAGCAAGAAAGAUGUAUUGAGUAGUGCAGGAAGGAAAUGGAAAUCAUUCAAGAGCACUUUAACAACAAAAUAUAUAUUGAAGUAUAAAGAUCGACGGAGCCUCCUAAAGAAAAAACCUGAAGAAUAUGAAUUUAUCACUCAACCUCAGUGGGAAGCUUUUGUGAAAUCUCGAUUAACUCCUGAAUUUUUGGAAAUUCAUGAGGACCACUCAAGGAGACGAGCUUUUCAUGAGUAUGAGCAUCGAAUGUCCAGGAAAGGCUAUGCUAAUUUGGAAGAGGAGCUAAAACUGGAGUUAGGGACUGAAGAAGAUAUUGACAGAGCUAUCUUAUGGAAGAAAGGGCGUGUCGAUAAAGAGGGUAACUAUUUGAGUGAGACAACCAAACAACGUGCUGAGAAGAUUGAUGCUUUAACAAAAGAUGUGAAAGAGGGAAUUGUGUCUGCUGUUGGUCGGAACGACAUUUUGACUCAAGCUUUGGAGACACCUGAGCGACCAGGUCGUGUAAGAGGUGCUGGACAAUUUGUUACACACAAAGUGUACUUUAAUACAUCUAGAUAUAAGCCUGCAACCAAGACACAAAUGUUGGAACAACAGUUGGAAAUGAUGCAAAACCAGAUCAACAUGUUUGCUUCAUUAUUGGAUCCAGAGAAGUUGGAUGCAGCUAAACUAAGCAUGAUGCGAGACAUGUUCAAAUCUAAUAAUGGAUCUGAAAAAGCUAGCUGCUCAGUCGAUAAGGAGAAAAAUCAGUCUUGUAAGGAGGAGGUAUCUAAUGUGGCAUCCAAGAAAGAAAUUGAAAAAAAAGCUACUGAAAAAAAGGUUCGAAAAGUCGAUGAUAUUCCAUCUCCAAUUGACAACAGUAGAGAGAGCAAGAAGGCAAAACAAAAAUCCAAAGGGGGGCUAGUGACGAGAGAGAUAGCCGCAUUGGAAGAUGACAAUGUGAUAACAUCAACAGAUAAAGCAUAUAUUCCUAUCCAGACAACAAAUGUUGUAAAAAAGGCAAAUAAAUGCAAGCUAGCAGUAGACACCAAAGAUAACAUUGUUGCAAUGGGAACUAUAAUAAUGUUGGAUGGGCCGAUACAUGGAGUGCCCCUAGGAGCAGAAAAUGCACGUAUCUCAGUUGAUGUGCCUAUCAAGGAAGAUGCUUAUCUCCCAAUCCCAAAUGUGUCAGGUGACAUAUUUACAGUAAAGCAAGCCAUAGGGACUCAUGUUGCUUGUCCUCGACAUCUUGUUUUAAUGUCACAUGAAGAGGUAUAUCGUAAGCCGAUUAUAAUAUCCAUCACUAGAAGUUAAAAAUGGUAUUUACAUGUUAUUUUAAUUCACAUUUAGAACUCAAUGAGCACUCAGAAGUUUUCGAGUAAAACACCAUGCAAAUAAGCAGCAUACAAGAUGCCGGUUUCUGUGCAUCUUCUACUGCGCUUGGCAAGAAUAAUGGAUGAAUCUAUAGCAGUGUCGGUCCCAAUGGAAGAUGGUGUGUUUGGCAAUGACCACAAUACAUUCAUAAACAGUAACGACAUGAUCCAAUUUUGUUUGAUGCAGCCAAUAUCCACUAUUUGCAUUUCUAUCUACAUGAGACACCUCUGGUCAUUGUUGAAAAUGAAGAAUGAGGAUCACUUGUAUGCAUUUGUAGAUCCUGGCCGCAUCUCCAAUGAAGCUGGAAAGGUUGAGUCUAGAUCAUGUGCCCUAUCACUUAGAUUAGAGUCUGCCCAAGUAGAUCAAUUAAUUCUUGCGCCUUAUAAUACAGGGAAUCAUUGGUUGUUGGCUGCCAUUAACCCAUAUACUGCGUUGCUCUAUUACUUUGACCCAUUGAGUAACAUUAACAUCAAUCCAGGAAUGAAGAACAUUGUAGAGCUUUCCAUUAAGAUGUUUAAUGCUCAAAAGGGAAGAAAGAAUCGUAAAAAAGUUCAUUGGGAGGUGGUUAAGUGUCCAAGACAACCUGGAUUAGUGGAAUGUGGAUAUUAUGUCAUGAAAUACAUGAAAGAAAUUAUUGGAACUCCAAGCCGCUCAAUUUUAAAUAUGUUUGAGGAAAAAGAGACUUAUACUCAAGAAGAGAUUGAUGUAGUUCGAGUAGAGUGGGCAGAACAGGUUGAUGGAUAUAUCAAAUAGUUAGCAUGCAAGUAUUAUUUGUUUUUGAUGGUAUGAACUGAGUUAUAUAUGAAGCAGCAGCAGCUAGUGCUUUGAAUUAGGUAGUUAGCUUCAAAUCAGUUGUAGUGUAGUACAUUUGAUCUGGUGUUGGACUUGUAGUUUUUGCAGGCUGCUUCUUUUGGAUCUUA
Molecule: messenger RNA, 2701 nt
Organism: Rosa chinensis
Lineage: Eukaryota; Viridiplantae; Streptophyta; Magnoliopsida; Rosales; Rosaceae
Exons: 14
Coding region: 132-1721 (529 amino acids)
Source: RefSeq, a predicted model, not a curated record